CUCCAUCUCUCACUCUACAACACACAGACGCUACCAGUGGGUGGGUUUCAUCGUGCCUUUACAGAUCUUUCUCCGCCUUCCAUUACAAUCUGGAGAUUCGUUCAAUAAGAUCUGCAAUGUGCACGAUAUCAUCAAGCGCCUCAUUGAUCUCAUCGAUUUGGUUUCUGCACAAGUUAUCUGUUUUCUGCCGUUCGAAGCUCAUUACGCUUGCCAUUUUCAUCCAGCAGGAAGUUCCUGCUACUUCUUUGGGCUGCCUAUGAUGAUUUGGGAAACCUAUUCUGAAGAGAGCUACCAUCGAGUGGGAGUUGGGGUGACCUGCUGGUCAAGGACCAAUGGCAAGUGACAGGACACAAGGUGCUAGAAGUGCUGAAGUUGCAGAAAUUCUAGUCACUGUUCCUUUUGAUGGGGGCAGUGAUGGUGUACAAAGGAUGCGACCUCUGCAUGGGAGGACUAGUGGCCCAACAAGGCGCUCUACAAAGGGACAAUGGACUCCUGAAGAGGAUGAGCUAUUGCACAAGGCUGUUCAGCGCUUUAAAGGAAGAAAUUGGAAAAAGAUAGCAGCGGAGUGUUUCAAAGAUAGGACAGAUGUUCAAUGCCUCCACAGGUGGCAGAAGGUUUUGAAUCCAGAACUUGUCAAAGGUCCAUGGUCAAAAGAGGAGGAUGAUAUAAUAAUUGAGUUGGUGAAUAAGUAUGGGGCGAAAAAGUGGUCCACCAUUGCUCAAGCAUUACCUGGGCGUAUUGGAAAGCAAUGCCGUGAAAGAUGGCAUAAUCAUCUUAACCCCGCAAUCAACAAGGAGGCAUGGACUCAAGAAGAGGAGUUGGUUUUGAUUCAAGCUCAUCAAAUUUAUGGAAACAAAUGGGCAGAGUUAACAAAAUUCUUGCCUGGAAGGACAGACAAUUCAAUUAAAAAUCACUGGAACAGCUCUGUUAAAAAGAAGUUGGACUCAUACUUGGCUUCAGGCUUACUCACAAAAUUUCAAGGUCUGCCUCAUGUGACGAACCCAAACCAGUGCAUGCCAUCAUCCUCGCUGAGGACACAACAGAGCAGUGGAGAUAAUAAUAGUAUCCCCAAAGAUGAGGCAGAAGCAGAGGAAAUAUCAGAAUGUAGCCAAGGUUCAACUGCUGUUGGUUGCUCCCAGUCUGAGCAUGACAUGGCUCAUGCAGUUUCAGUACAAGCGCAGGAGGAGUUUAAAGUGACAGAGGAGGAGGCUAGUCAAAGAAUGGGGCAAGGCUCUUGUAUGCCAUCAUGUCCUCAACAGUAUUAUACGUUGGAAGAAGUCCCAGAGUUAUCUCAUGAACUGGAAAUAUCUGUUAACUUGUCUGAGCAAACCAUAUUCUCUGAGAUUGGAGCCUCUGACAGUAAUAAUGUCCAGGAACCACCAGGGUUCUUUGAAACAUCGGCACCGUGUAUGACAGGUGGUGAUGAAAACCACAAAACAGGGUCUGUUCUGUUACAGAACUCUAUGGGUUUUAAUGCUUCUACUUCAAUGGGAAGUAUGAUUGUGGGUUCUGAUGGCCAGGAGCAUGUAUCAACAUCUAAAGGUGAUUGUUGUGGGGUUGUAUUCCCAGAGUCAAGCAUUGAUGAAUAUUUUUCUAUGGGAAACCAGAUUAACUGCUCAAAUAUCACCGACUUGGAUGGGUGUGUCAAUUCAUUUAUUUGCCAAUCUGACAUUCAGAGCUCUGAAGCAGAUAGAAGUUUAACCUCACAGUCAUAUUAUUCAGUAGGAUCUUCUGAUGUGAUGGGAACCUCAAGUUCUCAGUCUCUAUCAAGUGUUCCUCCCCUGGUUUGCACUGGUGAUAGUGAACUUAUACAUGGUAGUGAAUGCAAUGAGCCAAGAGACAGGUCAACUGGAAGUCAAGAGUCGGGGCUUAUUACAAACUCUUGUGAUGGUUUCAUUUAUCUUAGUGUCUCUACAAGUUCUUGUGAUGGUGAAAUGGACAAGUUUUGCCUGGGUAUGGAGCCAGACCAGUCAAGGGAUGAUUCAAAAUCUGUUCCUGUGGACAUUUUUAGUUCCCUGACUUCCGAACUGACAGAAAUGCUUCCUUGCAUGGAUGAAAGCACAACUUUGCAUACAGGACAUCCGGAUUCGGGAGCUCUAUUUUAUGAGCCUCCUCGUUUUCCAAGCUUGGAGAUCCCUUUUGUCAGCUGUGAUCUCAUUUCAUCUAGUGGUGAUUUGCAGCAAGCAUAUAGUCCCCUUGGGAUACGCCAACUUAUGAUGUCUUCUAUGAACUGCUCUUCCCCAUACAGCCUAUGGGAUUCACCAGCUCGUGAUGAUAGUCCUGAUCUUGUCCUAAAAAGUGCUGCCAAAAGCUUUAUAUGUACUCCAUCCAUCUUGAAGAAACGGAACCGUGAGCUCUUAUCUCCUUUGCAAGAAAAAAGUGACAAAAGGCUUGAGAUGGACACAAAUCAGGGAAUGUUUUGUACGUCUGCUCUGGCCAGAGAAUUUUCUUGUCUGGAUGUUGUUUUUGAUGAAAAGGUGGGUCGCAGGGCUUCUUUAUGUUCUAUUGAGGAGGUUCUUCUCUCUCCAUCAGAUAACCAGAAAAAGAACCCUGGAGCCUCCAUUCAUGAUAAGGAAAUUUUGGACCAUGCUUUUGAAGAACGAAAAGAUGGUAGUGCUUCUCCAGAAAGGGUUUCAGAGAAAGGGUUUGAUGAUACUAAUCUUCUGGAGAAGGCAAGACCGGGAUGUAGUGAUAUGAGUAAGGUGCUACAGCCUUCUGGAGUACUUGUUGAACAGAAUAUGAAUAAUAUGAUGUUAUUUUCUCCUGAUCGAGAUAGAUGCCAAAUAAACAAGGCCUUGAGUGUUGGUACCAAAACUCCAAGAAAUCAGAAUUGCAUCAGUGUGGACAUGGCAUCAAACCAAAGUGGCCAUUCAGAAUCUUCAUUAGGGAAUCAUUGCCUGUCUGUAAUUGUCUCUCCUACUGUUCGAGGAAAUAGGCAUGGGAAAAAUUUAAUGUCCCUUAUAUCUGCACAAUGUGCUCCUUCAUCAGGUCCACUAGAAGUUGCAUCUGAAAACGGUGGGAAUGGUGUUGAUAGUGAAAGCUUUAGCAUAUUUGGUGACACCCCUUCUUUUAAAAGAAGUAUCGAGUCUCCCUCGGCGUGGAAGUCCCCUUGGUUCAUGAACUCUUUUCUGCCUGGACCAAGAGUUGAUACAGACAUAACAAUUGAGGACAUUGGAUAUUUCAUGAGCCCUGGCGAGAGAAGCUAUGAUGCGAUUGGGUUAAUGAAACAGUUGAGUGAGCAUACUGCGGCUGCAGUGGCUGAGGCGCAGGAGAUUCUGGCAUCUGAAAACCCUGGAAUACCUUCAAAGGAAAGAUGCUCCACUGACCAGAAUUCCGCCCGAGAGUGUCAUCACUUCUCAGAUGAGGAGCUGGAAAACCUUAUUCCUUUGCCUUGUGGUGUCCUGAGUGAGCAACGGGUUCUUGAUUUCAGUGGAUGUGGGACACCUGCGAAGCAAAUAGAGAACAGGAAGUCUGUUGGAACCAUGAAUGGAGUAAGCAUUUCCUCAAGUCCCUCUUCCUACCUGAUGAAGGGCUGCAGGUAGGGGGGAGUUCCUAUGGCUAUAAUGCCUGGAGCAUCAUGUUUUGGAAUAUAAAUAUAUAUAUUUUCUUUUUCUUUUCCUAUCUCAUUAUAAAAAAAUUCUGUAUCUGAUGUAAUCGAUAGAUGCUGUUGUAGAGAUCAG
Molecule: messenger RNA, 3680 nt
Organism: Telopea speciosissima
Lineage: Eukaryota; Viridiplantae; Streptophyta; Magnoliopsida; Proteales; Proteaceae
Product: transcription factor MYB3R-1-like
Exons: 13
Coding region: 333-3542 (1069 amino acids)
Biological process (GO): regulation of DNA-templated transcription
Cellular component (GO): nucleus
Molecular function (GO): RNA polymerase II cis-regulatory region sequence-specific DNA binding; DNA-binding transcription factor activity, RNA polymerase II-specific
Source: RefSeq, a predicted model, not a curated record